Messenger RNA from Diorhabda carinulata, 3787 nucleotides. RefSeq lists its product as uncharacterized. The record is from RefSeq and is a predicted model, not a curated record. Lineage: Eukaryota; Metazoa; Arthropoda; Insecta; Coleoptera; Chrysomelidae. The transcript is spliced from 13 exons. Gene Ontology annotation, molecular function: flavin adenine dinucleotide binding; oxidoreductase activity, acting on CH-OH group of donors. Bases 98 to 3784 code for a protein of 1228 amino acids.
UCGUAUAAUAAUGUUCAAAGUCCGACCACCGGACUAACAUAAAAAAAAAUUAGUAGAUACCUAGUUACUAGUCAGACUAAUUACCUGUGAUAUAAUUAUGGUAUUCGAAACUCUUUUGGUAUCGACGGCCGUAAAAACUAUAGGAAUAGUCGGUUCGACCCUUUGGCUUAUUCCUUUAAUUUUGGCGGGACUUUCGUACGUUAACUAUAACAAAUUCGACCCCGAAACGCCUAUUAUGGAAGCUCAAAGGAUUUACAGGGACUACGAUUUCAUUGUAGUCGGUGGAGGAUCAGCAGGAGCAGUUGUGGCUUCCAGGAUAUCAGAAAUAUCCAAAUGGAGAGUUCUUCUUCUAGAAGCUGGUUUCGAUGAGAACGAAGUAAGUGAUGUGCCAUCCUUAGCUGCGUAUUUACAACUAUCGAAAUUAGAUUGGAGUUACAAAACAGAAUACACCGGCAGGGCCUGUCUCGGAAUGAAGAAUGGCCAGUGCAAUUGGCCCAGAGGAAAAGUACUCGGUGGAUCAAGUGUUCUCAAUUACAUGUUAUACGUCAGAGGCAACCGAAACGACUAUGACAUGUGGGAAAAAUUAGGUAACACAGGAUGGAAUUACGAAAAUGUUUUAAAAUAUUUCAUAAAAUCAGAAGACAAUAGAAAUCCGUAUUUAGCUAAAACUGCUUAUCAUGGUACAGGAGGACCGUUGACAAUUCAAGAGUCUCCUUGGAGAACUCCUUUAGUAGUGGCAUUUCUAGAAGCAGGUACCGAAAUGGGUUAUCCAGUAAGAGAUAUCAAUGGAGCAGAUCAAGCUGGAUUUAUGAUAGCACAGGGAACAAUAAGACGAGGUUCUAGAUGCUCGACGGCGAAAGCUUUUUUAAGGCCAGUAAAGUUACGCAAAAAUAUAGACAUAGCUUUGAAUGCUCAUGUCACAAGAGUCCUUAUAAAUCCUGCAACGAUGAGGGCAUUUGGUGUUGAAUUCGUCAGGAAUGGAAGGAAACAAAUAGUCACAGCAAAAAAAGAGGUUAUUCUAUCUGCAGGAGCUAUCAAUACACCACAAAUUAUGUUAUUAUCUGGAUUAGGACCGAAAGCAGAAUUAACGAAGCACGGAAUACCCGUACUUAGAAAUCUGGCUGUAGGAGAAAAUUUACAAGACCAUGUCGCUAUGGGGGGUUUAACGUUUAGAGUAAAUAAACCAGUAUCUAUUGUACAAGAUCGAUUUCAAGCGAUUACCAUGACUAUGCAGUACGUUCUGCAUCAAAAAGGGCCCAUGACUACCUUGGGUGGUGUGGAAGGAUUAGCAUUUGUAAACACUAAAUUCGGAAACCGAUCUUGGCCAGACAUCCAAUUCCAUAUGGCGCCUGCUAGUAUAAACUCAGACGCGGGAGCCAAAGUUCGUAAAGUUCUGGGUAUUACGGACGAAUUAUAUAACACGGUUUAUAAACCCAUAGCGAAUAAGGACGUUUAUACAUUGAUGCCGCUUCUUCUACGACCGAAAUCCAGAGGAUGGGUCCGACUGAGAAAUAAAAAUCCAUUUGCUCCUCCAUUGAUUAACGCCAAUUAUUUCGAUCAUCCUGAUGAUAUUAAAAUAUUAGUUGAAGGUGCGAAAAUUGCGAUGAAUAUUAGUAGUACGCAGGCGUUCCAAAAAUUCGGCAGCUUUUUGCACAGCAUCCCCUUUCCUAAUUGUAGACAGUUUGAAUUUACCAGUGACAAAUAUUGGGAGUGCCAUAUACGAACCAUUUCGAUGACCAUUUAUCAUCCUGUCGGUACUUGUAAAAUGGGACCAUCUUGGGAUCCAGAAGCUGUUGUAGAUCCGAGAUUGAGGGUUUACGGUGUCUCUGGAUUGCGAAUUAUAGAUGCUUCUAUUAUGCCAACAAUACCUAGCGGUAAUACGAACGCCCCUACGAUAAUGAUUGGCGAGAAGGGUGCUGAUUUGAUUAAAGAAGAUUGGUUAAAUAAUAAUGACAUAUUUCCAAUCGCGACUACGUCUCAAUAUUUAAAUCUACUAGAUGGAGUUAUUAAACUUCUUAUUGACGGAGGAAAUCAAGCGCAAACUGAACCGCCGGACAUGCCAGAAGAUCGGUUACUGAAAGAAUAUGAUUUUAUUAUUGUUGGCGCAGGAACUGCUGGUUGUGUAUUGGCCAACAGAUUAAGCGAAAAUCCAAAUUGGAACGUGCUCUUGAUUGAAGCAGGUCGACCAGAAAACUUUAUGAUGGACCUACCCAUAUUGGCCAAUUACCUUCAAUUUACAGAAAGUAAUUGGAAAUAUAAAACUGAGCCCAGUAACAGAUAUUGUCUUGGUUUCGAUGACCAAAAAUGUAAUUGGCCUAGAGGUAAAGUUGUUGGAGGAUCUAGCGUCUUAAAUUAUAUGAUAUACACUAGAGGCAAUCGCAGAGAUUACGAUCGAUGGGCAGACAUGGGUAAUACGGGAUGGUCAUACGAAGAUGUACUACCGUACUUUAAAAAAGUCGAACGUUUUUCAGUAAAAGAACACAUGAAUCCGAUGAACCAUCACUACCACGGAACCGAUGGUUACUUAACUGUCAGUUAUGCUCCUGGUAAAACGAAAAUAGCAGAUGCCGUUAUUAACGCUAGUCAACAAUUGGGUCUUCCUACAAUAGACUACAAUGCGGCAACACAGGUGGGAGUAUCGCGUUUACAAGUUUCAAUGAAGGACGGAGUCCGUGAUAGUGCCAGUAGAGCGUACCUUCAUCCGAUAUCGCAAAGACCGAAUCUUCACGUCAUAAAAUUCACUAUGGUAUCUAAAAUACUCAUAGAUCCGAAUACCAAAGCAGCGUAUGGUGUAGAAUACGUAAGAAAUAAAAAGAAACAAACUGUAUUUGCAACGAAAGAAGUUAUCUCGUCGGCAGGUGCGAUAAAUUCCCCACAACUUCUCAUGCUUAGUGGAAUAGGACCUAAAAAGCAUCUUACAUCGUUAGGAAUUGAAGUUUUGAAGGAUCUCAAAGUAGGUUACAAUCUAAUGGAUCACGUAGCCACGGGUGGUAUAACCUACGUUAUAGAUAAACCUUAUUCUAUAAGAAUAGAAAGACUUAUCAAUAAAGAAAAUUUGGAUUUAUAUUUGAAUCACCACCAAGGACCAUUAUCGAUAGCGGGAGGUUGUGAAGUGCUGGUAUUUCACGAUUUUUCUAAUCCUAAUGAUACCGACGGAUAUCCGGAAAUCGAGUUACUAUACGAAGCGGGAUCGGUGGUUUCCGACUACACGUUCAGAAGGAGUUUCGGUAUAACAGACGAAAUAUACGAUGCUGUUUACACCCCCAUACAAGAUAAAGAUACUUUCAUGGUGAUGCCGAUGUUGAUGAGACCGAAAAGUAAAGGUAGAAUCAUGUUGAAAAAUGCGGAUUACAAAACGAAACCGCUCAUUUAUCCGAAUUAUUUCGCUCAUCAAGAAGAUAUGGAUAUAAUGAUUAAAGGGAUCCGAUUGGCUAUGAAGAUAUCCGAACAACCCGCUCUCAAAGCGAUCGGAGCUAAAUUGCACGAUAUCCCGAUACCGCAAUGCGCGAAAUUUAAAUUCGCCAGCGACGAAUAUUUCGAUUGCAUGACGCGACAUUUCAGCUUCACUAUUUAUCAUCAGAGUGGUACUUGCAAGAUGGGUCCUGCGAAAGAUAAAAGGGCCGUAGUAGAUCCGCGUUUGAGAGUUUACGGUAUCAAGAAUUUGAGGGUGAUCGAUGCUUCUAUAAUGCCCGAAGUACCUGUAGCUCACACCAACGCACCUACUUAUAUGAUUGCAGAAAAAGGAGCUGAUAUGAUUAAGGAAGAUUGGAAUAUGAAAUUAUAAAAA